Cladophialophora psammophila CBS 110553 is the source of this 2781-nucleotide messenger RNA. RefSeq lists its product as uncharacterized. Bases 1 to 2781 code for a protein of 926 amino acids. The transcript is spliced from 2 exons. Gene Ontology annotation, molecular function: zinc ion binding; DNA-binding transcription factor activity, RNA polymerase II-specific. Gene Ontology annotation, biological process: regulation of DNA-templated transcription. The record is from RefSeq and is a predicted model, not a curated record. Lineage: Eukaryota; Fungi; Ascomycota; Eurotiomycetes; Chaetothyriales; Herpotrichiellaceae.
AUGGAGCUCGAUUUUGAUCCUAGCGAUUUUGACUUGCCAGCCUUACUCGCUUUUGAAGAAUGGGAUUCAAUGCAACCAGCUCCGGAUCCGUUGCUCGGACACGACCUAAUUUCGACGCCGCCUACAUUAAAUGAUCCGUCUCAAUUACUAGCGAUCAGCACUCAAGGUCCCGGCCCCGGUCCCGACCCCUCCCUGCUCCAUGCACCCGACCGUGUCCCAUCUGAUAAUCUGUCCAUGACACUCGCAGCCAACGAGAACCUUGAUGAUCGAAUCAAGCUCCUCGAUAUCGAUAUUGAAAGGAUUGACUUGUUGAUUCGUCGGCGUCUGCGCGAUCGAGGGCUUAGCGAAAGCAAUGUCCAUGAGGAUGACGAAGCUUUCAGCCUUAUGCUCCGCAAGAAUGACCUCAGGAGAGGGUGGCAAGAGCUAGUGAUGCAAGGCCGGGCCCGUGUAGGACAGCUUAUGCCUUCCUCUGGGGUAUCUCGGGGCCUCGGUGCUGUCCCAGAGACUUAUUUGGACUUCCAAACUGGCCUUUCGGACAGUUUCGCAUGGAAUUCUUUGCCAAUGUCGAUAGGAAACGAAGCCUCAGCUCUCCCGAACACUACGGUCUCAUCGAUCCCUCCUUAUUCCCCGCUUGAGUUCGCCAAUGCUAAUUGGGUGGCUUCCAACCACUCCUUGAUUCGUGUUCCACCUCAGAGCCCAUUGCGAGUCACCAAUGAACAGCCAGCGAGUAUAUUCUCAAAUGACAGUGCUCAAUUUCAGGAGCCGGGUAAAGAUAAAACCUCGCACAGUCAAUUCAGUCUUAUCAGCAAUACGGUUGAAGUUUCCAGAACUGCUUCACAGCAGCCAGACAUCAGUGGCAAAGUGGUCCAAAUGCAGGAACCAUCAAAGGCCAUCAAGACUUUGCUAAUCAAGAGAAAACGAUCCUUCACAGAGCAAUUGGAAGGGGGUUUCCAUAUGUCUUGUUAUGCAUUUGGUGGAUCACAGGACAUUAACAAACGAAGGAAAUGGACCCAAACUCGGAAGCAAAACACCAAAGACGUCAACGCCGCUGGGGGCGCGUGCUUUCGGUGUCGAUUGAAAAAGCUGCCUUGUUCAGGUACUCGCCCGUGCGACAGUUGCCGAAAAUUCCUAGAAAGAUCCAAAAUCUGGACUCUCGGCUUUGACUACGUCUGCACUGUUCGUUUCAGGUUGUCUGACAUCCUCGAAUCUCGGUCGUUAGGCCCACAUUUCCCCAUAUGCGGCCACAAGCAUAGUAGUUCAAUCGACCACUCUCAUUGCCUCGAACUCACUGCGAUGCACCGCUUGGAAGAAAUGUUUGCAAUCAUAUCGUUGGCAUGUUUUGCUGAAACGGCUCCUUUCUCCGGUUCAUUUGCAGAAUGUGUGGAUCCCUUGCCCAUUCUCCAGCGAGUGUUCAGCUUGUCACACAUUUCCGGCGUGGUGGCUCACAGAGUGGUCUACGGUCUUGAGGAGAAUUCCGCUACAUUCGGGGAAGCCGUCAUUCACAGCAUACUCGUCAACACCGUGGAGACCCUGAAAAUCGCUGACAGCCUCAUCGACCUAUUAUUCCGCCGAACAGCACCGAACAUCGUCGCCACCUUAAGACAACUCUUCCCUCCCUUAAUGAUCGGACUUCAACUUCAUCUAUACCCCAUAAUUAACCUCUUAAGAUCCAAAGACCAACCGUCUGAUCUACUAUCAAAGAUAGAGCACGUCAGAGGUGCAAUUGCGGCACGAUUUGAAACUAUCUGCAGCUCUUGUCCCUAUAUAGCUCAAUUCCGGAAACCUUGGUCUUCUACAUUAAAGCUUAUGGACACUAUGAAGAGCGAUAAAUUUCUGUAUGCCACAAUUUGCUUCUCACGAGAAGAAGUUGACGCGAACGUCGCCGAGGCCGACAUCGAAUUUCUCCUCUCGGGACUGAAGUGUAACUCGGACGGAGUCUACGAAUUGCCUGGGUUGUCUAAACCUCGCCGAAUGGAGAAGAACGUUGUCAGAUCUAUAUUCUUGACCCAUUAUCUCUCGAUUGCGUCCAACAUUGAAGAAGAUCUCCUCAAUCAAUUGGGUAUCUCCAGACGACUGGUUCUCCGUGAGCUUCGACGCCAGAGCCAGGUCACUAUGAAUCAUUUCGACGCCCAUCUCCACAUAUCAAUAACAUCCAACUAUUAUCUACUCCACGCCGAAUCCAUCCUCAGCCCCAAAUAUUCACAUGUUCUCUCAGACUACGUGGCAGUGUUUUUCAACGGCUUUGCUCGCUUCUUGUUUGACAGGUACAAAGCGAAGACUAUUGUUUCUCGCGAAGUGGACCGAACAAUUAUUUUCAACCUCGCCUAUACACUGGCCCUCGAGCUGUUCCUGUGUGAAAAGCCUCAAUUAGAGUCGGGAGGUGCUUCCAGCUUUCGGAAGGAUUUCCUCCCCUCUGCAGUAUUUGAAUUAGACAGCCUGCUUGAAUAUUUGCCUCCGUUAAGCGACGAAAUCCGGGAACACACGAUUUGCGACAGCACCUGCUCGGCCAAGCAAGUCUCUUGGCGAUACAGAUUGGGACCACAGCACAAAGGUGACAGCAUUACCGAAUUGGUCAGUGUGACCAAUGACGACGACGGCUCUGAGUGUAGAACGACCCUACACCGCGGCCCGUGCCAUCUUCACCCAGAGAAUCAUCCAUGCCAGUCUCCGAAGAAAUGCAUCGUUUGCUUCCUCAGAAAGUGGAGACCGUCGUCAAAAACGUCCAUAUCAUGGUGCAUGGCUUGGUCACCUGGCUACAAAGGUGACCCCCUACGAGGCUAA